Anopheles maculipalpis is the source of this 1201-nucleotide messenger RNA. RefSeq lists its product as uncharacterized. NCBI's taxonomy places the organism in Eukaryota, Metazoa, Arthropoda, Insecta, Diptera, Culicidae. The transcript is spliced from 6 exons. The record is from RefSeq and is a predicted model, not a curated record. Bases 83 to 1165 code for a protein of 360 amino acids.
GCGAUCGUACGCAUGUGAUGUAUCGAAAUCAGUGCUCUUCCAGACGCUACUCCGAAUUGGUCGCUUUCCGACGAGUGGCACGAUGAAGUUAAUCCUGUUUGUUUUGUGUGGAAUGUACUACGCUUUCGUACAACCGGUGACUGCAACGGAUGCUGACAUGUUAGCAGAUGAGGUAGAAAAGUUGGGUGACCGGGGACCUUUGCUGGUCGAUAACUACAUACCCGUGACAAUGCAAAUACUGCAUCAUUGCAUCGAGAUGAUACAAUACGAACCAACGAUGACACCACCGCCAGCCGAAGCAGGGACAACCCCACUAACAACUACAAAACGACCAACGACAACGUCUUCAGCUCCAACACCAACUAGCGUAGCUACUACUACCAAUAAGUCACCACCAGAAUCACCUUUAACUACAGCUAAACCCGCAGAUACAACCCUGUUCCCAACCAGUCCCCAUAAGCCAGGAUAUUACGGGCCAGAAAAACCUCCACCAACAGCAGUAACUACGACGCGCAAAACACCCUCGACCAGCACUACGACGACAACCGAGACACCGAAAGUGAACGAAAGUCCGGCUACUACGGAAAGUUUGCUCUGGAGUGACAAACCAUUUACUGAGUGGUUCUUGCAAAGCAAACGCAAGAAGAUACAGCAGCCAUCCUUGCUGGACGCACAGCUGCUCGAUCCGUUACCGGCCAAGGUACUGCAGGAUUUCAACCGAGAACCUUAUGAGCCACUCGCCCUACGUCCGGAAGAUAAUGCGAACGAGUUUCGCCGUCUGUAUGAUGACAACUAUCGAGGACCAAUAUCCGUGCUGGUGCUGGAGAAGGGAACUAAAAAGGGAGGCAAAAAGCGUGUGCCACCAACGAAACCCUAUCUGCAUAUGCUCGUUCUGUACGAUCUCUUGAAGCGUGAAGCCAAGAAAAACAUGUACAGCAUCUACGAGGGAUAUUCGGAAGCAAUUCUAAAUGAACUGUACCAGAUGAAUUUUGUGACAGCAAAGGAUCAGCUGCACUACGCUCUAACACAACUGUUGGAGCGAAAGGAUAUCGAGAAGUCGGACGUAGUUUCACGCUCGAAGCAGAUGAUAACUGACUUAAACACUCGCAAUAGUGCGAUAACAAUGGCGCUGGAAGUAGUGCCUCCGCUACGGUUUGGAUUGUGAUUUAGGUAACUAGUGCCACCAGCCUGUACUUUAAAA